Molecule: messenger RNA, 582 nt
Organism: Lachancea fermentati
Lineage: Eukaryota; Fungi; Ascomycota; Saccharomycetes; Saccharomycetales; Saccharomycetaceae
Source: the annotation of a GenBank genome assembly
AUGAUUUCCUUCAGAAGAUUUCUGCGAGUACCACAAGAGCUGAGACCUUCAGAAAUAUUUAAGCAAGACUCUUUAUCUCCCAGCAAAAUAUCGUUACAAAUUGUCCUUUUGCAGAUCUUUUACUAUCUAACGGCCUGUUCACUAUUCUAUUGUUGGGCCAAGCUCUGCGGUUAUGAAUUGGAGCUGAAGAAGUGGUUGUUUUCAUGGGAGCUCAUUGAUUUCACAAACUCUUUUGGAAUUACAAUGUGCAUUAUUUGGCUGAUGGACUCCUUGAUUUGUGUGCUCUUCCUUACCGUUAUAGUUGGAAGAAGCAAGCUGGCCUGGGAUUUUGCCAUUACCAUACAUGCCAUUAACUUGAUUACCGUUUUACUAUACACUCAUAAAUGGCCCUCUUUUGCAUGGUUCUUACUCCAGCUUUUAUCUUCUCUCAUCCUGGUGUUUUUAGGAACUUGGUCAACUCGUUGGAGGGAGCUCAGAGAUACAUUUUUCGAGGGAUUGGUGGACCAGCCUAUAGAAUCGCAGUCCAAUCUGGUACAUAGCAAGGAUCCCAUAGAAAUGAAAGACCUCGAAGCCCAAAAGUAA